Messenger RNA from Syzygium oleosum, 6336 nucleotides. Its product is annotated as nuclear-pore anchor. Gene Ontology annotation, cellular component: nuclear pore. Bases 74 to 6205 code for a protein of 2043 amino acids. The transcript has 48 exons. The record is from RefSeq and is a predicted model, not a curated record. NCBI's taxonomy places the organism in Eukaryota, Viridiplantae, Streptophyta, Magnoliopsida, Myrtales, Myrtaceae. Gene Ontology annotation, molecular function: structural constituent of nuclear pore. Gene Ontology annotation, biological process: mRNA export from nucleus; protein import into nucleus.
AGCUGCUGCUGCUGCUGCUGCUGCUUCCGAAUCCAAUUGAUCUCGCACUGCUGCUCCGACUCCGACGACGAGGAUGCCCCUGUUCCUCACCGACGACGAGUUCUCUCGCUGCUCCCACGAUGCCGGUCUCGUCGCCGAGAAGGCCGACGCCUUCAUCCGCAACCUCCAGAGGGAGCUCGACUCCUUCAAGGCCCACCUCGACGCCUCCUCCAUCACCGCCGAGCAGACCUGCUCCCUCCUCGAGCAGAAGUACCUCUCCCUCUCCUCCGACUUCUCCCACCUCCAGUCCCACUCCCUCCACCUCCAGUCCUCCCUCGAUCAGCGCCUCUCCGACCUCGCCGACCUCCAGUCUCAGAAGCACCACCUCCACCUCCAAUGCAUGGAGAAGGAUGGCCAGAUUGAGAGGCUGGCCACCGAGGUUUCCGAGCUUCACAAGUCGAAGAGGCAGCUCAUGGAGUUGGUGGAGCACAAGGGCCUCGAGCUUUCCGAGAAGAACGCCACCAUCAAGUCUUAUCUCGAUAAGAUCGUAAGCUUGACAGAGAAUGCUUCUCAGAGAGAGGCACGUCUCGGUGAAAUUGAAGCAGAAUUAACAAGAAGCAAGGCUACCUGUUCUCGGCUCUCUCAGGAAAAAGAACUGAUUGAGCGACAUAAUGUGUGGCUUAAUGAUGAGUUGAAUGCCAAAGUUGACAGUGCCACUGAGUCGCGUAGAGUCAAUGCUGAUCUUGAAGCAGAUAUGUCUGCUAAGCUUGCAGAUGUAGAUAGACAGUUAGCUGAUUCCUCUACAUCUUUAAAUUGGAACAAGGAAAGAGUGAGGGAGCUAGAAACGAAACUAGUAGCCGUGCAGGAGGAGCUUUGCUCGACUAAAGAUUCUGCAGCAGCCAAUGAGGAUCGAUUUCAAGCAGAAAUCUCUACUGUAAAUCGACUUGUUGAAUUGUAUAAAGAAAGUAGCGAUGAAUGGUCCAGAAAGGCGGGCGAGCUUGAGGGUGUUAUUAAAGCUUUAGAAACACAUUUAACUCAAGUGGAAAAUAACUACAAAGAAAAACUUGAAGAGGAGUUAUCCACCAGAAGGCAACUAGAGAAGGAAGCUGAAGAUCUAAAGGCAAAACUGGAAAAAUGUGAAGCUGAAAUGGAAUCUCAGAGGAAAGAUAAUGAGUCAAAUCUUCUUCCUCUUAGUAGUUUCAGUUUAGAAAGUUGGAAGGGUUCGUCUGGUCCUAAUGACAUGGUUCAGGAUGAUCUCGCAAUUGUCCCUAGGGUACCAAUGGGUGUAUCAGGGACAGCAUUAGCUGCUUCCCUUCUGCGUGAUGGUUGGAGUCUUGCAAAGAUGUACGCGAAGUACCAAGAGGCAGUUGAUGCAUUGAGACAUGAGCAGAUGGGAAGAAAAGAAGCUGAAGCUGUGUUACAAAGGGUUUUAUAUGAACUAGAGGAGAAAGCUGAAGCUAUUUUGGAUGAAAGAGCUGAACAUGAGAGGAUGGUUGAGGCGUACUCCAUGAUCAACCAAAGGUUACAGCAGGCUACGUCUGAACAGUUGAACCUAGAGAGAGCUAUUGGGGAGUUAAAGGCUGAUCUGAAGAAGCGUGAACGAGACUACGUGCUUGCUCAGCAGGAGGUUGUUGACCUUCAAAAGCAGGUUACAGUUCUUUUGAAGGAAUGCCGUGAUAUACAAUUACGUUAUGGAUCCAGUCUGCAUGAUUAUUCUGAUGAUAAGGGAACAAAUGGAGCAGUGGAGAUGAUUGCUGAAUAUGACACUGAGAAAGUUAUUUCUGAUCGGCUUUUGACCUUCAAGGACAUAAACGGAUUGGUUGAGCAGAAUGUUCAGCUUAGAACCCUUGUUCGCAGCCUGUCUGAUCAGAUAGAGAAUAAAGAGUUGGAAUUUAAGGAAAAGUUAGAAAUGGAGCUCAAGAAGCAAACUGAGGAAGCUGCAUCUAAGGUUGCUGCUGUUUUACGUAGAGCGGAGGAGCAAACUGUUAUGAUCGAGUCCUUGCACACCUCAGUUUCAAUGUACAAAAGGCUAUAUGAAGAGGAGCAUAAACUUAAUUCUUCUAAUGCCCACACUGCUGUUGCAGUUCCAGAAGAGGGAAGGACGGGCUUCCAGUUGCUUAUUGAGGGUUCUCAGGAAGCCGCUAAAAAGGCACAAGAACAUGCUGCGGAACGAGUGAGAUGUCUUGAAGAAGAGUUGGCAAAGUCUAGGAGCAAGAUUAUAUUAUUGCAGUCAGAGCGGGACAAGAUGGCCCUAGAAGCAGCUUUUAUGAGGGAGAAACUUGAUAGGCUGAUGAAUGAAUUUGGACACAAGAGAGAGGAAAUAAAUGGAGUUCUAGCAAGAAAUGUGGAGUUUUCCCAGUUGAUAGUUGACUACCAGCGGAAGGUUCGUGAAAGUUCAGAGUCUUUGCAUGCUGCUGAGGAGCUUACUCGGAAAUUGAAUAUGGAGGUUGCUGUUCUGAAGCAAGAAAAAGAAAUAUUGUCAUCUGCUGAAAGGAGGGCUUGUGCUGAAGUUCAAAGUUUGUCAGAAAGAAUUUAUCGUCUCCAGGCUACAUUGGACACCAUUCAGAGCACUGAGGAAGUCCGUGAGGAAGCACGGACUGUGGAGAAGAAAAGGCAGGAGGAAUAUAUCCAACAUAUUCAGAAGGAAUGGGCUGAGGCUAAGAAGGAGCUACAAGAAGAACAUGAUAAUGUUCGAAAGUUAAUGCUUGAUCGGGACCAGACUUUAAAAAAUUCAAUGAAACAAGUUGAAGAGAUGGGAAAGGAGUUGGCCAGUGCCUUGCAUGCUGUUGCAGCUGCCGAGACUAGGGCAGCUGUGGCCGAGGCUAAACUAUCUGAUCUGGAGAAAAGGGUUAGAUCUUCAGAUUCAAAGAUUGUAGAGGUGGCUAAUGCUGGUGGAAGUCUCUCUAUUUCAACUAAUGAGGUUAUUUCAGAACUGCAAAUUGCAAAAGAAGAAAUAGAGAAAUUAAGAGAAGAAGCACAGGCAAACAAGGAUCACAUGCUACAGUACAAAAGCAUAGCACAAGUCAACGAAUCAGCAUUGAAGCAGAUGGAAUGCGCUCAUGAAAACUUCAAAACAGAGGCAGAGAGACUAAAGCAAUCUUUGGAAGCUGAAGUAGUUUCACUAAGAGAGAGGCUUUCUCAAAUGGAAACUGAAGUCAACAAUAAAUCACAGCAAGUGGCUUCUAUCAAUGUUGAGAAGGAAGAGGCCCUUGCAUCUGUGCUAGCAGAAAUUACUAGUUUGAAAGAAGAAAGCACACUUAAAAGUUCCGUAGUUGACACAUUGGAAACAAAGAUUUCUCUGUUGGAAGAUAAGUGGAAGCAUGAGCAUGAACGCUGGCGUUCUGCUCAGUCUAACUACGAACGACAGGUUAUUCUGCAAUCUGAGACAAUUCAAGAGUUGACAAAAACGUCGGAAGCUUUGGCUUCAUUGCAACAGGAGACAGAUGGGUCACGCAGGCUGGCAAAUUCCCAGAAAAGUGAGAAUGAUGAAUUGAAGGCCAGGUGGGAAGCAGAGAAGUCAAGGCUAGUGGAAUCCAAAGCAGAAGCUGAGAAAAAGUACAACGAAUUGAAUGAACAGAAUAAAAUACUGCAUGAUAGACUUGGAGCUCUGCACAUUCAACUAGCCGAGAGAGAUCGUACUUCUGCUGGAAUCUCUGUGGAUGACGAUGCUGGCUUGCAGAAUGUGAUUAAUUAUCUCCGACGGUCAAAGGAAAUAGCGGAAACAGAGAUCUCUUUGUUAAAACAGGAAAAGUUGCGUUUACAAUCACAACUCGAGAGUGCCAUAAAGGCAGCAGAAACUGCCCAGGAGUCACUUCGUGUUGAGCGUGCAAGCUCAAGGUCAUUGUUGUUCUCAGAAGACGAGUUCAAAUCCCUACAGCUUCAGGUUAGGGAAAUCAGUUUGCUUCGUGAAAGCAAUCUGCAACUCAGAGAGGAAAACAAACACAAUUUCGAGGAAUGCCAGAAAUUGCGAGAAGAAACUCAGAGGGCUGCAACUGAACGUGCAAAGCUGGAGAAUAUUUUGAUGGAGAAACAGAUUGAGUUGGAAGCCCUCAAUAAAGAAAUUGAAACACAGAGAACAGAAAAAUACGGCCUAGAGAAGAGGGUGAAGGAGUUAAUUGAAAGGUGGAAGAACAUAGAUGUAGAGCAUUAUAAUCGCUUGAAGAAUGAUGUUCAACAAAUGCAGGAGAAGUUGAAAGAGCGGGAUACUCAGAUCGAAGAAAUUAGUAUGCUGAUGUCUCAAAAGCAAGAUAGAGUUUCGCAGUUGGAGCAGGACCUUGAGCAUAGUAGGUUGCAACUGAAUGAGAAAGAAAAGAGAGUGCAUGAUAUAUUGCAGACAGAGGAAAAGCAUAAAAGGCUAAUAGCUCAAUUAAAGAGAAAGGCUGAGACUCUGACAAAGGAAAAAGAGGAGCUGAUUAAAGAAAGUCAAGCUCUUUCAAAGCAGUUGGAGGAAUCUAAACAAGUGAGAAGGCCUAUGGGAGAUAACUUGGAGCAGGUUAUGAAGGAGAAGGAGGAAAAAGAGGCCAGGAUACAGAUUUUGGAGAAAACUGUCGAGAGACAGAGGGAUGGAUUAAAGAAAGAGAGAGAAAGGCGCCAAAAGAUUGAGGAAACGAUUAUGAACUCCAUUAAAAGAGCUGAUGAGGAGAAAACAAAAGUUGCAAGGGAACUCGAGAAACAUAAGCAAGUUUUGAGGCAGGUUUCCGAUGAGCUGGAAAAGCUGAAGCAUGCCAAAGACAGUCUUCCUGAGGGAACCGCGGUCAUUCAGCUUCUUUCUGGGAACUUAUUAGAUGAUCUUGCCUCUGGCUAUGUGUUGGCUAUUGAAAAUUUUGAACGGGUUGCAAAUACCCUUGCCACCGAGCUUGGUGUUCGUGCUUCUACUCAGGAUGCAGACGCUUCCUUGGCUGCUGCUGCAGUUUCUUCUGCUUCUGCUCAAGCCACCAUAAGUGCUCCUGAAACAAGCAACGUGGCGCCUAAAGCUGUGGAAGAAAAGGAAAGAAGAUUCAUUCUUCCUAAACCCAAUAUUGAAACUCGUAAAACAGGGAGGAAGUUGGUUCGGCCACGUCUUAAAAUGGAGGAACAUCAGGAUGUUGAGAUGACUGAUGCUGAAGGUUCUAACAAUGGUGGAAAGGUUGGACCUCCUGCCGACACUGAAAGUAAUAUCAUGACAUCAUUGCAGCAUCCGCUUCGUAAACGUCUGGCUUCAUCUGCUUCUGAGUUGCAUGAGCAGUCACAGACCCAAGGAGAAGGAGUUGGUGACACUUCAGCACCUUUGAUGAAGAAGUCCAAAGGAGUAGAUGUAUCACAUGAUGCUGCUCAAGAAAAACGCGGGUCUGCUCUGGAGAAUCUUAAUGUGGGACUAACGAUUGAGGAAUCUUUCGAUGCUCUUCGCGAUCUACCCCAAGCUCUCAGUGAGGAAGCUGUUGAUGAGAAGGAAGACACUCAGGUCCCUGAGGAGAAGGCUGAGGAAAGGGAAUCACAGCAAUUAGAGGAGGCUAGUGAUCCCGAAAGGAAGAAUGAUAAAAGUAUUUCCUUUGAGGAGAUUCUGAAUAAGUCUGACGAUGGGUCAAAGGAGCCCAUUGAUCAAGACAAUAUUAACUCAGUCGCAGAGUUCAUUAGCGAUAAAGAAGAAGGAGAGCUUAUUCCAGAUGCUGCUGAUGUUGAGAGUGGUGGCGAUGUGUCUAACCUUCUAGAGAGUCCAGAAGUCGAAGAAGGCAAGCCUGAGCAGGCAUUAACUCCCACAACUUCGCCAUGGAGGGCUGAUGAUGUGGAUGUCGGAGCUACUGUAACAGACCUGAGUGAGAUCAACUCUUCUGAACUUCCACAGCAUGAAAAGGUUGAAGAUGGUGAGAUAACUGAGGAAACUGCUGAAGGUUCUGAUAAAAUGAAUGAUGGGAGUGAUGCGGUGACGGUGGACAUUGAGCAGACUUCUGAAGGUGCCGCAGGCAGUGAAAACGCUGGUGCUUCUGCAGAAGCUGCUAGCUUGGUACAGAGUAGUUCCAGUAUCAAUGCCGAGGUGGAAGAGAGCAAACGGGCUUCACCAGCCAGUGGCACCUCAACUACCAUUAAUUUGUUGGAGAGAGCCAGGGAGCGAGCAGCCCUGAGACAGGCUGGAGUUGUGACUCCCCCAUCGAGCAGGGGUCGCGCUAGAGCAGUACGUGGCCGAAGUGCUCGUGGACGUGGUGGCCGUACUGGGCGUGGCCAGGGUGAACCAGGACAAAGCUCCAAAUAAGGUCCAGCUGCCUGUUUUUGCUUAGGUUUGCAUUUUGCAAUUGGAGCUGCAUUGUUUGCAAUUGGUCUCUUGUCAGAUAGGGGAGAGAGCCUAACAAUGUCAAGUUCAAUAUAUAUGCGACAAUUUUGUCA